Molecule: messenger RNA, 423 nt
Organism: Pisolithus orientalis
Lineage: Eukaryota; Fungi; Basidiomycota; Agaricomycetes; Boletales; Pisolithaceae
Exons: 3
Coding region: 1-423 (140 amino acids)
Source: RefSeq, a predicted model, not a curated record
AUGAAAGCCUUCCUUUUGUUGCUUUUGGUGCCGGCGUUCGCGUCCGCGCAGAACGCUGUCAUCGGAUAUCCCCCUGACGGGCACAGCGUUUCUCCAGGGGACAACCUCACAGUCCAGAUCCAACGUCCGAACACGCUCACCAGCUCUGAAGAAGUUGCAGUCGUGAUCGGUCUCCAAACUUGCGCAGCGUCCGGCGGGGUCUGCGCGUCACCUGAAUACAUGAUGGGUCAGAUCCUGUAUAAUGGGCCCUUCGAUCCACAGUACCGCGACCCGACGAGCGCGCCGUAUGAAAAUUUUACGGUGCAGAUUCCAAGUGCCAUGGAGAAGGGCUUAGCUCAGAUCGGGGUGUUCCAUUUGACAUUGAUUGCGGCAGGUCUAUUCCCGAUGAUGGAGGUCCUGAACAAGUCAAUCACAGUGACGUAA